AUGGCGGCCAUUGGCUUACUCGCACUAAUUGCCUGGGCAAUGUAUUACGAUCGGUCCAAGACGACAAUGGACCCCAGAUUUGACCAUCCGUGGAAGCUCCGAACCCUUCACUGCUUGCUCAUUAUGACAAUGACAUUGGUGGUGGUUGGUCAACCUGUCGGUGAAGUUAGUGGACCGUCGUCCCGUUUUUCAUUUGCUGUUGUUCUUCCCAAACAGGGCAAGAUCCUCGAGUGGUCCGGCCUCUGCAAGCAGAUCGAGUUAAUCCGCUUCAUGCUGAACCUCAAGAAGGCCAGGCUGCACCCCGGCCUCUCCACCGAGGACCUCUGCUUCGACGGGGUGCCCGUCCGGAUCUACCGGCCGAAAGCGCCCUCUGCUGGCCGGAGGAAAGGGUUCGUGUUCUUCCACGGCGGAGCCGGGAUGAUGGGCAGCAUCGAUUACUACCAAGAUGUUUGCUCUAAACUUGCCAAGGACAGUCAAACCGUGCUUGUGUCUGUGGGGUAUCGCCUCUCUCCCGAACAUCCGUACCCAACGCAGUGUGAGGACUGCUUCGCGGCGACGGUUCACUUCAUGAAAAAUUCUGAGGUCUUUGGGGUGGAUCCGUCCCAGAUCGUCAUUGGCGGAGACAGCGCCGGAGGCAACUACGCCAGUGUGAUUGCCCAGAAACUGGUGGAGAGACCCGAUCUUCCCAGACUGAGAGCCCAAGUCCUGUUGUACGCGGGAACCCAAGCCAUGGACUUCAACUUGCCUUCUUAUCAACAGAACGCCACGAUGCCGCUGUUGUUCCAGGACAGCGUGGUUUUCUACGGCCUGAAAUAUUUCGGAAAAAGCACUUCGUUGACCGAGGACCUACUGAUAGGUUCCCACGUGCCAGACGAAAUAAGACUGAAAUGCGACAAGUGGAUGCGCCCGGAAAACCUCCCGGAGAGAUUUCUGCGCAGAGGCUUCCGACAAAUCCCGGCAGUUCCGUGCAAGCCCGAAGUGUACGAAAAAUUGCCGGAGAUCCUCAGCAUCUCUUUCUCCAGCCUAUUCGCCGACGACGCCGUCAUCCGGCAGCUCCCGGAGACGUUCGUGGUGACCUGCGAGUACGACGUGCUUCGGGACGACAGCCUCCUGUACAAGAAGCGCUUGGAGGACAACGGCGUCAAGGUCAGCUGGUUCCACUCCGAAAACGGGUUCCACGGCGUGAUCAACUGCAUCGACUUGUGGUUCCUCACGUUCCCCGCUGGGGUGGAAAUCCUGGACCGUGCUGCGGAUUUCGUCCGGAGUUUAUAAAUUGCUUUCGGAUGAAAUCGUAACUCCAGGCAAAGGAUAUAACGCCAGCAUAGCAGCCACGGAGUUGUGUGUGUUUCGGUGCCAUUUCACAUACACGUUUAUAUAUUGUGACUUGGAGAUUGUGCACAACAUCCAGGUAGUUUGCAUCAUGUAUGACCUCCAAGUCAUGAUGGAAGGGAACAAUGUUAUUGGCAUGCCAAUCAAACCCAACAAAACCGUCCUCGUUUUCCAGAAGCGAGACUGUGGUAGGACUCCGAUUUACCUGAAGGUCACAAGAGGCCACGAAAUUGUGGUUUGUGAAGCCAAGUCCCAACCCAGACACCUGGACUGAGUUGUCUUCUCCUGCGUCCAAUCCUUCGGGAGGAUGAAAGUUGGGAAGAGAACCUCCCUGAAGCACAUAUCUGAUAAUAGAUAACGUUACUGAUUCCCUCCACCCUUGUCUGUGCCCUACGCCUUCCCUUCUUAUCUCACUUCUAGAUGGGAAAGGAAAUUGUGCAGGUGGUAAUCUACCUGUACGGGGUGACAUAGCUUUGAAUGAAUCUUCUCAAGAACUUCCUGUGGGUCCUAUGGGGCACCCCCAUGCGAUAGUUUAGGUCCCGGCCUAGUCUACUUGGAGAACCUAAAGCUAAAGGUUCUGGAAGCUUUGAGAGGAACAUCUUCCAACACGUUAUCUAAAUUAGUGAUGCUCCUCAGGCCAUCUAUUACGAAUCCUCCAAGAUCUAUGUAAUCCAGUUCUUAAAUUUCUGGAUGGUGACAAUGAUUACACUAUAACAGUGGUCCCCAAUGUGUUUUUUGACCAGGGACACUUGAUCAGGGACCACUUUGAGCAGGGACACAUGACCAGGGACCACUUUGAGCAGGUACACUUGACCAGGGACCUCUUUGAUCAGGGACCACCUUGACCAGGGACCACUUCAACCAGGGAUCACCUUGACCAGGGACAACUUUGAUCAGGAACCACUUUGACCAGGGACCACUUUGACCAGGGACCACCUUGACCAGGGACCGCUUCAACCAGGGAUCACCUUGACCAGGGACAACUCUGACCAGGGACUACUUUGAUCAGGGACCACUUUGAUCAGGGACCACUUUGACGAAGGCCACUCUCCAAUAUUAGUACCAAAAGGGUUAUGAAUCUAAAGUUGACCUAAAACCGAUGUUUUUGGUCCUAAUGUUGGAGAGUGGUCCCUGGUCGAGUGGCCCCUGGUCAAGAAAAGGUUGGGAACCACUGAUCUAAUCUAAGAAGAUAUCUGAUGCCAUUUUGCAUCUCGCCCACAAAUAUUAUUAUGAUGGUCAUGGAGCUCUAUCAGAAAAAUCUGAUAACUUCAGACCAGAAUUCCAAUCAUGAAUGAAGACAUGAACGGUCUUUGAGAUGCAAAAUGGACAUUGGGUGGAAGGAUUCCAAGAUGACGCAACCCAGCCAUUCAAUGAGGGCAACACAUGCUUGAUGAAAACGAUUAGCCAUACUCGGGUUGUCGUUGCGUGUGAUUCAUUGCUCACCUCCUUUGUUUUUGCGCUCUUAUAUGCAUAAUGUAUAUGUGAAAUAUUUUUUUAUUAAUAAAGUUUUAUGAACAUUCACCUCACGUGAAGUAGUCCAUGUGUUGCGAAGCUUCGGAGUCCAAUAAGGUGGAGUUCCUGCCAAUUAGAGUGUGG
Messenger RNA from Anolis carolinensis (green anole), 2925 nucleotides. Its product is annotated as arylacetamide deacetylase-like 3. Lineage: Eukaryota; Metazoa; Chordata; Lepidosauria; Squamata; Anolidae. The transcript is spliced from 5 exons. The coding region runs from base 1 to 1272 and encodes 423 amino acids. Gene Ontology annotation, molecular function: lipase activity. The record is from RefSeq and is a predicted model, not a curated record.